AUGCCGUCCAAAAAGGACCCGAAGAAAUCAGUCAAGACGUCUCGUCGUAAACUGAAGAAAAUGCAACGCACCGAGUCCACCCAAACGAAGAAUAAAAUCAACAAUGAGAAAAAGCCACGAAAGAAUUUUACUGUUUCACAAAAAGUGAUUCCAGUUUCAAAACGCAAGAACAAGCCAAGCGCAGUCACUCGGGCCUUAUCCACCAACGGUCAACUCAAUGGCAAGGUGAUCUAUUCUAAAGCACAAACAGCACGGGGCAGAGAAGUCUCUUCGUACAAGACUUCCGUCAAAGCUAUGAAAAAAAUGAGACAACAAGGUAUUCCAAUGAAAGUCAUUCAAAAGCAACUGAGGGAUAAGAGAGAAAAAGAUCGAAAAGCUCUCAAGAAGAAAAACAAGAAACUUGGGGUUGAGUGA
Messenger RNA from Entamoeba invadens IP1, 414 nucleotides. RefSeq lists its product as hypothetical. The transcript has a single exon. NCBI's taxonomy places the organism in Eukaryota, Evosea, Mastigamoebida, Endamoebidae. Bases 1 to 414 code for a protein of 137 amino acids. The record is from RefSeq and is a predicted model, not a curated record.